UCUCAGAUUUAUUAAAACUUGUUUUUUAAUCGUUUGAAAAUUUCAUGAAACUUACUGUCAAUAUUGUGUUAAUAAAAGUCUAUGAUUUAAUUAUAGUAAGUAGUCUACGUUAAAUAGCAUUUAAAAUGUCUGGUGAAGAUUGUGAAGCACUAGAUAAAGGUGACAAUGAUAGCCAAAAACCAGAUAAGAUGUUUACUCUUAAGAAAUGGAAUGCUGUAGCUAUGUGGAGUUGGGAUGUCGAGUGUGAUACUUGUGCUAUAUGCAGAGUCCAGGUUAUGGAUGCCUGCCUGAGGUGUCAGGGUGAAAGUAAGAAGGAUUCGUAUGGUAAACAAGAUUGUGUCGUCGUAUGGGGAGAGUGCAACCAUAGCUUCCACUUUUGCUGUAUGUCGUUGUGGGUGAAACAAAAUAAUCGCUGCCCGCUUUGUCAGCAAGAGUGGUCCAUUCAGAGAAUGGGCAAAUAAUGGAUCUGUGUGGCACGCAUGUGUUUUGUAAGAAAAAUUAAAAAAAUAAACUGAAAUAUUAUGAA
Molecule: messenger RNA, 526 nt
Organism: Pieris brassicae (large cabbage white)
Lineage: Eukaryota; Metazoa; Arthropoda; Insecta; Lepidoptera; Pieridae
Gene: Roc2
Product: RING-box protein 2
Exons: 2
Coding region: 126-461 (111 amino acids)
Biological process (GO): protein ubiquitination; ubiquitin-dependent protein catabolic process
Cellular component (GO): nucleus; Cul5-RING ubiquitin ligase complex
Molecular function (GO): zinc ion binding; cullin family protein binding; ubiquitin protein ligase activity
Source: RefSeq, a predicted model, not a curated record